AUGAAUUCCCCUCUAUUGUAUUCAAGGUCAAUUUCUGGAUAUGAUGUGUUAUCUUGGGCAUUUGAUGAUUACUCUACUUCAACCUCAAACCCGAACCCAAACCACCAACUCGACGACGUCUUUACAAUCCAUAUAUGCUACAAUGAUAGCCGCAUCCCUAACGGAGAAAAAAUUGUUACACAUGUGUUAGAUAGAACUACUGAUUUCGAAGAUGAGCUUACGGAAUGGGAAGUUAAGGAGUGGCUUGGAGAACUUUACGAGGAUGAAUAUUCUGAUGAAUGUGUCUAUGAAGCAAUUGAACAAAGUUGUCAGAAACUUCUAGAAGAUGUUGAAGCUAAAACGCGUACUUCUCUUGCAUUGAUUGUCAAGAUAGCCAAGUUGGCUGAGACUAUGGAUAUGGAUAUCGAGGAAGUUGGUAAUAAUAAUAAUAAUGAUUUCGAGGAAGAUAUGAAUGAGGAUUAUGAUAUCGAUGAAGAGCUUAAGAUGGAAGUGAAGAGUUUCCUACGGAAAAGGGAGUUCCUAAGGCCUAUGAAUAAAGAAGGGUUUUCAUCAAGUAAAGAAUCAAGGGGUUGUUCGAUUUGCUUGGAGGAGUUUGAUAAGUCGGAUGAUGAUUGUGAACAAGAAGGCGCGUUUCUUCCUUGUUCUCAUGUUUUUCAUGGGGAGUGUGUUGUUUCUUGGAUUCUUGAGGGGAAGAAUACUUGUCCAUUGUGCCGAUUUAAGUUUAUGCCUUGUUAUUUGGUCUUCGAUGAAAAUUAA
Messenger RNA from Chenopodium quinoa (quinoa), 756 nucleotides. RefSeq names its product E3 ubiquitin ligase BIG BROTHER-related-like. The transcript has a single exon. Gene Ontology annotation, molecular function: ubiquitin protein ligase activity. The record is from RefSeq and is a predicted model, not a curated record. Gene Ontology annotation, biological process: ubiquitin-dependent protein catabolic process. Lineage: Eukaryota; Viridiplantae; Streptophyta; Magnoliopsida; Caryophyllales; Amaranthaceae. Bases 1 to 756 code for a protein of 251 amino acids.